Dimorphilus gyrociliatus is the source of this 2756-nucleotide messenger RNA. NCBI's taxonomy places the organism in Eukaryota, Metazoa, Annelida, Polychaeta, Dinophilidae. The record is from the annotation of a GenBank genome assembly.
CUCUCUUUCUCUCUCUCCGUCUCCCACUCUCCCUACCUCUCUCUCUCUCUCUUUCUCAUUUAAGAAUGAGUGAUGAACGGAUAUUGAAAAUAAGUGUAACUGGUUUAUGAAGUCGUCAUUUUGUAUAUUUCAAAAAUAAAGUUGAGGAUUAAUUAUCGGUUUUUUUAAAUGGAUUUAACAUAUUUCAUUUUCGUUGACAAAGAAAUUCACUCAUUGGUACUUUUUUUUUAAUUGUAGUGGCUAAACCCGGAUAAAAAUAAUCAAACGAGAGAAAAAAGGAGAAAAUAUGGGAAAAGGGGAUAACAAACUCGGUCAAGAGUUAUUGGCAGCUAUACAAGAUGCUAAUCUGGAAGACGUCCGCCACAUUGUCGAUCAGAAGAUAAAAAAGAAAGACAAGGUACAAUUUUUCUGUGUUAAGGAUGGAGAAGAAAGGAUGCCGAACGAUUACGAAACAGCAGUUUUAGCUGCUGCGGAAUGCGAAAAUAGUGAAAUUCUUCGCUUCCUUAUCGAUUCAGGCGCUUGCGUUAAUUUUGUUAGCAAGGAGCUGAUUAAAGGAAAAAUUCAUCUCCGAACUCCGUUACACGUUGCAGUAGAAAAUCAUCUUUACGAUAAUAUGGAAUUGUUAUUGGACGCUAACGCUCAUGUAAAUGAGCCUGACCAUUACGGAAAGACAGUUUUGCAUUUAGCGGUCUUAAAAGCAGAUUGUGGGGCUACUAGAAUGCUCCUUUGUAGAGGAGCAAAUGUUCAUCAAGUUGAUUCGAAUGGCAUUAGUCCAUUGCAAAUUGCUUGCAAAUACGGUCAUGUUGAAUUAGUGAGAAUAUUACUGGAACACUACGCUCAGGUGUUCUCUCUGCUCCAAAGAGGUCCUUCCGCUUUACAUAUUGCUGCUCAGGAAGGUCAUAUACCGGUUAUUGACAUGCUUUCAAGAUCUGUAGAUGUGAAUAUCAAAAUGGCAUGUUGGGGUGAUUUGGAGGAGAAAGCUGCCAUACAUUUAGCCAGUGAAAGAGGUCUUAUUGAAACAGUACGAUUUUUAGUUGAAAGAUACCAAGCUGAUAUUCAUGUCGAAGAUGGCUUUGGUAAUACUCCCCUCCACUGCGUCCUCAUACAACGUCACGACUACAAGAGAAUGAGGAGGAAAGAGGAUUUUGAUUUGUUAGCGGACUAUUUGUUAAAGAAAGGUGCCGAAGUUCAAGCAAAGAAUGUUCACGGGGAUACUCCGCUUCAUCUAGCUGCAAAAAAUGGUUUUCAUAAAAUAGCUGAACUUUUACUAAGAUCAAGAGCAAAUCCAUCCGAUAGAAAUAAGGAUGGAAAGAGUGCCGCGAAAUUAGUUCCUCUUCACGAUAAGGCAAUGCAACAAACGUUCAAAAAAUUCCAGUUAACUGGAUCGCCGCUUCAUUUUCCGUCAUCAGCCAAUUCUAGUCCAGGUUUAUCGAUCAGGUCGCAUUCGUCUCUAUUCGAAGAAGACAGUUUUAGAAGGAAAAGAUUAAACUGUUCCCCCAAUCGACGUUUACAAUGUAGCUUUGAUGAAGAGUUUUGUCCUUCAGCACCGCCUUCUUAGAAAUGGUAAAAGAGAGAAAAAAAGAAUACAAUUCGAAUAAGGACGAAAACAAAUAAACCCAUCGAAGUACUCGCUCUAUGAUUUCGUUAUAGAGAAACCUCUCGAGUAUUUACAGUAUAUAUUUUGUGUACAACGUAUAAUAUGUAUCAGUGCAUAGGAAUAUAUACAUGUUUUUAUAUAUGUAUAAUCUGAUAUAUACAAUGUAUGCAUAUACAUAUAUAUAUACUGUAUAUACAGUAUACAUGUCUGCAUAUUUAUUAUAUACCGAUAUUAUGUAUUUUAUUGUUAAACUUUGCAGUUAGCUCUCUCGCCUGUUUACUAAAAAAAAUGCACAUCCAAUAGAAGAGAAUUUUUUUGGUUUAGAUGUUCUAUUACACAAAAAUGUUAAGGGAAGAAUCAUUUCCGAUCCAAGUUGAUAAGGGUUGAAUUUCUGUUUCAAUUAGCUUUUUUAAAAUGUAACGGCUGCGUGUUGGAAACAUCUUUUUAUGUAAUAUAUAAUAUUGUGUAUAUUUUAAUGAAGCCCUAAAUUUAUAGCUUAUAAAAAAGGAGAGCUGGAGAAGGUUACCCUCUAGUUGACUAGCGUUAUACAGCAGCAUCACUUAGUAGUUACUAAUUAAUAAAUCGGAUACGUACAACUAGUUUGUCUAAUGCGUGCCAGCAGGAAUUCAUUUAACGAUGGAAAAGACGUUUUUCAACGUUUUCCGGUUGUUAAUCCAUUUCUUUUUUUACCUAUUUCUUUAUUUCUAUAAAUUAUAAAAUAAGCUGUGAAUGUAAUAUUGAAUAAUUCAGUCGUUUUUAGACAUACCCUUUUCUUUCCCGUUAGUUAAAGAGGCAAUUAAGAGUGUUUAUAAGAGAUGUACGCAUAAGAAUGGAGGAAUAUAUAUACUAAUUAACUCAUCCUCACCAGUUAAUAGAUAUAGGUACAACUAUAUUAAGUUCAAUACGAACUAAAAACAACAAACUGUUACACUUAAUUUAAUUUUUCGAAUAAAGUUAACCAGAAAAAAUACUCGUAUAGAUAAGAAAGAUAUUUGACAAGAGAAAAUAGAUAGAAGUAGUAAAGAGAAGAUUAAGCAGAGAUUUACAUUUCUUCUCACUUUCAUUUAAGGUAAAAAAAAAUCUCUAUUAAUCAUUUUCUUUCUUUCUCUUAUUUAUAUGAGUUAACUAUUGUUUUCUGUUAUAUUUUACUGUAUUUUUC